GCGUGACCGGAGGAGGCGGGAGCUCGGGACCGGCGCCUUCUCCUUGCUUUUUGGGGUCGUGGCCUUGCUCCUGCUGGGCAAGGGAAGUGUCCCGGCUCCUCCACCCGCGUGAGUGCGCGGGGGCCCUGAAGAACUCGUGGGUCCGCGCUAGGACUGCGGGGGCAGAAGCAGGAGCCAUGGGUGGGACCGCCAGCACUCGCCGGGUCACCUUCGAGGCGGACGAGAAUGAGAACAUCACCGUGGUGAAGGGCAUCCGGCUUUCGGAAAAUGUGAUCGAUCGAAUGAAGGAAUCCUCUCCAUCUGGUUCGAAGUCUCAGCGGUAUUCUGGUAUUUAUGGUGCCUCAGUUUCUGAUGAAGAACUAAAAAGAAAGGUCGCUGAGGAGCUGGCAUUGGAGCAAGCCAAGAAGGAAUCUGAAAGCCAGAAGCGACUAAAGCAAAGCAGGGACCUGGAGCGAGAGAGGGCUGAUGCCAAUGAGCAGUUGACCAGAGCCAUCCUUCGAGAGAGGAUUUCCAGUGAGGAGGAGCGUGCCAAGGCCAAGCACCUGGAUAUUGAAGACAAAGUUAAGCAGCUGGAAGAGAAAGACCGAUUGAUAAAGAAGCAGGAUGCGUUCUACAAAGAGCAGCUGGCUAGACUGGAGGAGAGGAGCUCAGAGUUCUACAAAGUCACCACUGAGCAAUAUCAGAAGGCUGCUGAAGAGGUAGAAGCGAAGUUCAAGCGGUAUGAGUAUCAUCCAGUCUGUGCUGACCUGCAGGCCCAAAUCCUCCAGUGUUAUCGCCAGAACAGCCACCAGACCCUCAGCUGCUCUGCUCUGGCCAACCAGUACAUGCACUGUGUCAAUCAUGCCAAACAGAGCAUGCUGGAGAAGGGAGGGUAAACCACCUUAGAGAACAUGCAAACUUCUUCAACAUUAAUUCCAGAGGUGGAACAUUUUUUUUUUUCCCUAGUAAGAAAAAGAACCCAGUUACAGAGAAGACCACUAAAGAGAAGGACCGGAAAAUGGACUCAACAGAAUCAUGUCAUGUUUUGAUCAGCAACAAUUUGAAAGACCAAGGCCUGGCUCAAGGCUCAGUCAUCCAAGGACGCUGUCCAGUGUUAUUAAACCCCACUGAUGGUGAAUAAAAGACAAGGGCGGCCCUCUCCACCUUUUUGUACUUUCUAUUUUAACUUCCACUAACCACAAAAGGCUUCCCGAGCCACCAAGCUCCACUCUUUGGUGAAACCCCACUCUCACAGAGCCUGGAGGGUAUCGGGAGGCCGAGCUUAUCAUAGUGGAGGGGAGAGACAGCAAAAGAGCCACCCGAGCUCAGAGCCUCGAUGGUGCUGGGGGGAGUUGUCUGGACCUGUCUGGGCUGCAGCUAGUUGCUUCCACUCUCUUCCUUUUCUUCUUUGAUUUAUAUGAGAAUUUAUUUCAUUUUAACUUAUUAGGGUGAUCAUGCAAAUAAGAAGACAGAAAGGAAAAAAAAUGUCCCCUUUAACUGGAAUAAUGUUUAUGAUUACAAGUGAAAUAAGGCAUUUUCACCAACAUAAAGGCCACCUGGCUUAUGCAACCUCUGUCAUGAAUACUGACAACUUUACUUUGCUCACUAUCAAUAAUAAAUAUAUUUUCUGACAAAGACUGGCAUUGUA
This is a messenger RNA of Ictidomys tridecemlineatus (thirteen-lined ground squirrel), 1627 nucleotides long. RefSeq names its product coiled-coil-helix-coiled-coil-helix domain containing 3 (gene Chchd3). The record is from RefSeq and is a predicted model, not a curated record. Lineage: Eukaryota; Metazoa; Chordata; Mammalia; Rodentia; Sciuridae. Gene Ontology annotation, biological process: inner mitochondrial membrane organization. Gene Ontology annotation, cellular component: mitochondrion; MICOS complex.